This is a messenger RNA of Bicyclus anynana (squinting bush brown), 1164 nucleotides long. RefSeq names its product TBC1 domain family member 5 homolog A-like. The record is from RefSeq and is a predicted model, not a curated record. Bases 1 to 1164 code for a protein of 387 amino acids. The transcript is spliced from 3 exons. Lineage: Eukaryota; Metazoa; Arthropoda; Insecta; Lepidoptera; Nymphalidae.
AUGUUUAAAAUAUUGAAUAAACAUAGGUAUCAUACCGAAAGAUCUGACGAAGUUUCAAGAGAAAAUGAGGGAUAUAAUAUAAAUAAUAGGGAAUAUAAUUCUGGUAAUCAAGAUGGUAACGAUAACCGUAACGGCGAAGAACUCAAAUAUCACGAAGCAUACCAAGAGAAUAACGACAAUAAUUAUUUCAGUGAUGGAUACAGAAGUGGUGAUAGAUAUCAAGAUAGUAGUUAUAGUCAAUAUGGACCCGAAUCGUCUGAAAACAGAUAUCGUCAAAGAUUCGAAAGUGUUGGAGAAAUUUAUGAUAGUAAAGAAUACAGAAAUGGUAAUGGGCAUCAAAUAAGUGACUUUAGCCGUGAUAUAGAUGGCUAUAUAGAUCGCGAAAGAUCCUCAGGCGAUAGCAUAACUAGUGAUGACGCAAUUUAUAGAAAUAAUCGUCAUGACCGUGAUGACAAUAAUACUGACGACAUAGAAACCGGUAAUGUUGAAGGAUAUCAAUAUGAAGUCAAAAACUAUGACAGUGAAGGAAAUAGAAAAAGUAAAGUAUACCACGGUAGCGUCGACGAGAAAAAUGAUGGAUACAGAUUUGCUGCAGGAGACACAGGUAUUUAUGAAAGAUACAAAGGUAGUGUCAAAAGUCGUGAUGGUGAAGAAAACAGAGACAGCAAAGAAUUUCUCUGGGAUAGUGACGGAUACAGACUCGGUGAAAGAGACAAUAACAAUUAUGAAGGAAAUCAAGAUAGUGACAUAAAGUAUAACGGCAAUAGAAAUGGAUAUAGUAAAGCAUAUCUAAAUGGUAAUGGUCACAAUAGUAAUGAAUACGGAUUUGGUGAAGGAGAAGACAUUGAUCGUGAUGGAAAAGAAUCUAGAGGUCGUGGAGGAUAUGAAGGUGAUGACCAAUAUAAUGGUGGUGGGUUCAGAAGUCGUGAAGGGUACCAAAGAAAUAACUUUAACUACGAUAACAACGAUCAUAGGGGCCAUGGAAUAUAUUUAAGUCUGGGUAGAAACGGCAUCAGACAUGAGACUGACAAAAUGAUACAUUGCGUUGGGUGCACUAUCCACAAUAACAUCGGCAAUGGGCUCUACAACAGGAAUGAAGUUCACCUAGCACGAUAUAAAAAAUCUAUUCCUGCUAUCCGUCCCCCUCCUAUUCGACAGGGCUGA